Messenger RNA from Melopsittacus undulatus (budgerigar), 1379 nucleotides. It is a transcript of the gene SCNM1, whose product is annotated as sodium channel modifier 1. Bases 82 to 828 code for a protein of 248 amino acids. Lineage: Eukaryota; Metazoa; Chordata; Aves; Psittaciformes; Psittaculidae. Gene Ontology annotation, biological process: RNA splicing. Gene Ontology annotation, cellular component: nucleus. The record is from RefSeq and is a predicted model, not a curated record. The transcript has 8 exons.
UCUCAUUGGCUGCCUCUCCCGCGCGGAGCCCGCCGGGAGGAGACCCCCGGCAGCGGGCGAGGGGAGCGCGGAGCCGCCGCCAUGUCCUUCAAGAGGGACGGCGACGACCCCGGACAGCUCGGGGCGCUGCAGAGGAGACGGGUGGCGGAGCUCUUGGCCAGCUUCAUCCCGGAGGAGGAGGCGGUGCUGCUGCGGAGCGGCCGGUACGCAUGCGCAGUGUGCCCCCACCGCCCCGUCUUCGACACGCUGGAGGUGCUGAGCGUGCACCGGGAGGGCAGGAAGCACCGGAGCAGCCUGCAGCGCUUCUAUGGCAGGAGGGGCUCAGUGCAGGACACGGCACAGAAGCCGCAGCCCAGGGAAGAGGAGCAGGCAGAGGGCUCCCCAGCCCCUCUGCUGGCACGGACCAGGAGGAUUGCCCAGAGCGCUCUGCUGAAGGCUGCUCCCUACAACAGCUGCUGCCGCAGGACGGGGGUGCAGGGAAGCGGCUCCCGAGCUCGGAUGGGGUCGGAUGCUGCCCUGGUGCUGCCGGAGCCGUCCCAGAAGGAGGGAGGAGCUGCUGUCAGCAGCACUGCAGCCCUGCUGCUGGGGCACCGUGCUGGGCUAGCAGCCCCCCCGGCAGUGACGCCUGCCCGGCUGCAGCCACACCGCAGGAGCAGAGCUCCCUCUGCCAUGGGGCAGCCCAAAGCCCUGAGCCCCGAGCGGCGCCAGGCCAUGGAGCAGUACCUGCGGCUGCGCAGCUCCGGAUGGAUCCGGGACUGCUCCGGCAAGUGGGUGAAGGAUGAGAACGCUGAGUUCGACUCUGACGAGGAGGAGCCCCCCCUGCUGUGAGAGCACCGAGGAGGAGCCCCCCCCGCUGUGAGAGCACCGAGGUGCCUUUGGACACUUGGACUCGACCUGUGCCCUUUCCGGGUGUCCCUGUCCUGGCCAGAGCCCUGCAGGCACCACCAGCCCAGCAGUGGGGCUGGGCCUGGCCCUGCCCCAUCCCCUCCGUCCCUGGCUCGGGUCCUGCUCAUUUUCUCACACACUGGCAGCUGCCUGUGGGUCGUGGCCUUUGGGGCAGCAGCGCUGGGUUCACCCCAUCCCCAGCAGCUGUCCCAGCGCCUCGGGCAGUGCCAGCACACGCUGCCGGCCCCAUUCCUGCUGGGCUCUGGGGUCUGCUGCUGCUCCCCCAUCAGGGUGCACCUAUGGGACCGGGGCUGUGCCCUGCGCUGGUGCCCACGACCCUGGGGCAGCACCCAGCUCCCACCCAAGGGGUCCUGUGGGGACGGGCCCUGUUCCUGGGGGUUUCCCUGCCAGUGCUGCCCAGGGUGAUGUUAGCUCCGGGCACUGGGAUUCACCCGCUCGCCCGGCUCAGGGCUAUAAACAGGUGGUGGAACCUA